This is a messenger RNA of Paramormyrops kingsleyae, 1797 nucleotides long. RefSeq lists its product as uncharacterized. The record is from RefSeq and is a predicted model, not a curated record. Lineage: Eukaryota; Metazoa; Chordata; Actinopteri; Osteoglossiformes; Mormyridae.
UCUAUCAGGCACCAUGAGAUAAAUAUGACCGAACAUAAAACCAAAACUGACCGUAGUUUUCCCCCCAAGCUCAUCUUUUUCUGUACAACAUGCUUCCGUCGACAUACAAUUUGAAGAAAAUAUAUCAUUGGCAUUUUAUUAAUAUUGGCUACUUCAAAUGGAGUUAUAAAAAAUAGGACUGUUUCGACUUUUUUGUUUUGAUCAGUGCUAGACAUUUUUAAAUGAUCGUAUACUAGCCUACCUGGAAAACACAGCAAGAUAUCUAACAAUCGGGAAAACUGAGGAAACGGAAAAGAAGUACUUUCAUUGUGAUUUGCAUUCCUUAAUAAUAUUUAUUCUUUUUAAAGGAUGUUAUAUAUGCAAAAAAACGGUUUUAAUAUUUAAGGAUUUGUCUAUGAUAUAUUUUACAGUCGUGUUCGGUUUCAAAUCAACAACAGCGAAAGUCUAUGCGACGCUUGACGGUCAGACAUCAGCACACCCAUGGAAAUGCGUCCGGCACGGACCGCAGCUUAGAGGUAAUCCUCAGGUCGCGCAGCAUCCUUGGAGGACAAUGCCGUCGUUUAACCAUGUGGUUUUAUUAAUCGGCGUCUUCCUCGUCGCGACUGGUGGGGCGACUGCGUUUUUGGCUUCAGAAAAGACCACGAAUCAUGCGUUUAGCCUUUGCUGUGUUGUGCUCGGGGCCCUUCUAUUGAUCCUAGGACUUUUUUGGGCUAUGAAUGGAAAGAACAACCAAGUCCCUUACGGCGACGAUUACAGCCACGUCCUCUUCACCCCUCCGCCCGGUAGUCAUUUCCCCGAAUCGCAGUCCGUUCUGCUACAGAGAACACUGGAGAGGCAACGAUGUGGAAUUUACGGAGAGGACUUUGACUACCCUCCGUUGGAGCCCACUUGUUUCAGCCCUCCGAUGAAUCCAUCAUGCUGGAACAUGGAGGCCCCUCCUCCAUAUGAAGUCGCCAUCAGGACCACCAGGAGCUCCACGCAUCUGCAACGCAGCUAUUCAGACACACUACUGGCCACUGAGCCGCUGUUUAGCCGCUCUCGGGAGAUUAGCUUUGAAGUGUGACGUUCCACGUUGCGUCCAUUCCGAGUGGGAUGUUCCCCUUCUCUGGCAGUGGCAGCUAUGAAGUGAUGCUUCACAAUUCCUGCCCCUGUUGGCCUCAGUUCUGCCUUCAAAUUUCUGGAUGCCGUAUUGAUGUGAUACGUGAUAUUUUCUAUUGUUUCUUAGCAGAAGAGAUGACUGGUCUGGCUAUAAUGAGCACAACUUCUAAGUUGCAGAUUUUGAGUCAGACAGUUCAAAAAGCAACGUACGCACUUCAUACAACAAGUUAUUGAUGUAUUUAGCAUGAAACAAAACAGCUUCCCUGGAUAACUAUACAAUCAGCCACUUUCCUCAGGAAGUGAAUGAAUUUGCAAAAAAAUAAAUAAAUAAACAAAUAACAUUUAUUACCAUAGGCUACACAUAAAAUAAGCAUGCAUGAUGUCACCCAGGGAAUAUGAAAAGUGCAAUUAGAAAUUAAUUAUACCACAAGUUGCCUUUCCUUAAUGGAUUACCCAUCUGCAUUGGAUAAAGCUAUAUCCAAAUGGAGAUCUCACAGUUGAUUUGAUUGCACAGAUCAAACGGGCCUUUUACAUUAUGCAAAUACGACCUCAAUGUCCAAGACACACCAAUGAAAUGCUUAAUUAUGUACAGUGUACUUAGGAAUGAUGACUUGGAACUACAAUCGUGUGCUAUAAUGACAAGAAAGGCACAUGCUUUGGUCAUUCUAUAUAAGUAAAUAAACAUGGGUUUUGCCCUCA